Molecule: messenger RNA, 3476 nt
Organism: Oryzias melastigma (Indian medaka)
Lineage: Eukaryota; Metazoa; Chordata; Actinopteri; Beloniformes; Adrianichthyidae
Gene: git2a
Product: G protein-coupled receptor kinase interacting ArfGAP 2a
Exons: 21
Coding region: 338-2620 (760 amino acids)
Biological process (GO): brain development; regulation of ARF protein signal transduction
Molecular function (GO): GTPase activator activity; protein binding
Source: RefSeq, a predicted model, not a curated record
UCUGUGAUUGCGGUCGCCGCUGCUCUGACUACUGGAGGCUGAGAAGUAAACUACCAAAUAGGAAAAGAGUACUUAGCCAGGCAGGUGGUUUAUAGUCAGCAAUGUGUCAGCCAAUGCAGCUCAUACUAUAAAGGUUGAGUGGCUAAGUUGUCAUGGUCGUAACACAAGCGCUAGUCAAACCCCGACGGCUAGCAAGAGCUGUAAGAUUUAACUCAGUAAGUGGGGUGUUUUUAACGCGUGUUUAAUUAGCUAAAUUUAGCUAACGCGAACGGCUUCUCCUCCGAUGUUUAAUAAAACCUGCACACUUUCUGAAAAGGCGUUUCCUCUUGAGUAAAGGAUGUCUAAACGCCUUCGAAACCCGGAGGUUUGCGCGGACUGCAGCGCUCCAGAACCCCGCUGGGCUUCAGUGAACAGAGGUGUGUUGAUCUGCGAUGAGUGCUGCAGCGUUCACCGAAGUUUGGGUCGACACAGCUCGCAAGUUCGUCACCUCACCCACACGCCAUGGCCUCCUACACAGCUGCAGAUGGUUCAGACCUUGUACAGCAAUGGAGCAAAUUCAAUUUGGGAGCACUCCAUUCUGGACCCGACGUCGAUGAUGAGUGUAAAACGCAAAGCCAACCCUCAGGACAAGCUGCACCCAAACAAAAUGGAAUUCAUAAGAGCCAAAUAUCAAAUGCUGGCAUUUGUGCAUCGAAUGCCCUGCCGGGAGGAUGACAGCUCCACAGCCAAGGACUUAAGCAAGCAACUUCACUCAAGUGUUCGCACAGGAAAUCUUGAGACUUGUUUAAGAUUGUUAUCCCUCGGAGCACAAGCAAACUUUUUUCACCCAGAAAAGGGAAACACUCCUCUGCACGUCGCUGCAAAAGCCGGGCAAGUUUGUCAGGUUGAACUUUUAACUGUGUAUGGGGCAGAUCCUGGAGCUCUAGACAGUAACAGCAAAACUCCUAUUGACCAUGCCAGAGAGUCUGGCCACCAUGACCUGGCAGAUCGGCUGGUGGAGAUUCAGUAUGAACUGACUGAUCGACUGGCCUUUUAUCUGUGUGGAAGAAAACCCGAUCAUAAAAAUGGUCAGCACUUCAUAGUUCCACAAAUGGCAGACAGAACCAUCAGCGUAGAUUUAUCUGAACUUGCAAAAGCAGCAAAGAGGAAACUGCAGUCUCUCAGUAACCAUUUGUUUGAGGAGCUGGCCAUGGAUGUGUAUGAUGAAGUGGACAGGAGGGAGACAGAUGCAGUGUGGUUGGCCACCCAGAAUCACAGCACCUUGGUCACAGAAACAGCUGUGGUUCCUUUUCUUCCUGUGAAUCCAGAGUAUUCAUCAACACGAAACCAGGGACGACAGAAGCUUGCAAGAUUUAACGCACAUGAAUUUGCAACUCUGGUGAUCGAUAUAUUAAGUGAAGCAAAGCGCAGACAGCUGGGGAAUUCUGCAGUCAUUCACAAAGACAGUGUUGAACUCAUUCUUAAGAGCGUAGUUGUCAGACACUGCAGCGACAGCCAGGACACCGACCAGCCCGACUACGACAGCGUGGCGUCCGACGAAGACACGGAUCAAGAACUCCUGUCAAGCAAAGGGGAUAGAACCAAGAGCCUUGACUCUGACCUGUCUGAUGGUCCCAUUUCUAUGCAAGAAUACAUGGAGGUGAAAAACGCUCUCUCUGCCUCUGAAGCUAAGGUCCAGCAGCUCAUGAAAGUCAACAACAACCUCAACGAUGAGCUGAGGCUGAUGCAGAAAAAGCUGCAAUCUCUGCAAAACGAGAACACCUCUCUCAGGCGGCAGGUCACAACCAAUAUCUAUCACACCCCCAGUGGUGCAGACUACCCUGACCCCUCCAGCCCCUCAGCCCUGAAACGCCGGCAGUCUGCCCGGGCCAGUCGGCCCAUGUCUAUGUACGAGACUGGCUCAGGCCUGAAGCCGUAUCUCCCCAAAGGGGAAAGUCACUACACAGAGGAGGGCGUUCCCACCCUGCAACCCUUCUCACCUCAUACAAAAAGAGGCGCUUUUGUGACCACCUCUUCAUCCCUCCCCUCAUUUCCAUCCACCCUGUCUUGGUUGAAGGAGGACAGUUCUCUAAAGACUCCAAAAAUGGAGAAGCAAAGCAGUGUGCCAGAAAGCGACUACGACAACCCUUUUAUUGACUCAGAGGUUGAUGACUUAAGCUCAUGCAGAAGAGGGAGGUUCAGGAGCAGCGGGUGGCUGGGAGAAGCUGGCUCCAAACCUGAACUGGAGGAUCCAGACUGUGACCCGACACUUCCCAGCACAGAAGAUGUCAUUCGGAAAACCGAGCAGAUCACCAAAAACAUUCAGGAGCUCCUACGAGCAGCUCAGGAGAGUAAACACGACAGCUUCAUUCCCUGCUCAGAAAGAAUCCACCUUGCAGUGACAGAAAUGGCUGCACUUUUCCCCAAGAAGCCACGCUUGGAGGCGGUGCGAGGCUCCCUGCGCUUGUUGACCUCCAGCGCGUGCCGCCUUCAGAACGAAUGCAGGAAGGUUUUGCCUUCAGAGGGCUCUCCGGGUCCGGACAUGCAGCUGGUCACCCAGCAGGUCAUCCAAUGUGCUUAUGACAUUGCCAAGGCAGCCAAGCAGCUCGUCACCAUCACAACAAAGGAGAACAACAACUAAAAAGCUCUUACAAGGCCUGCAAAGCCUGUCAGUUUUUAAAAAUAUGUUUUUAGCCAUUUUGAUUUUCAGUCUGUGAGAUAUGCAUGCACUGUUUUUUUUAUUAUUAUUUAUGAUCCAAAAAAAAAUAUUUAAAAAGAAAAAAUCUGAAGAAAUUUGAGUGUCAUAAGGGAGGGAAAAAAGAACAAUAGCAUCCUGCUGUCAGAGGGUCAUUUCACAUAGAUUAUCAGUACUGUAGUAGAAAACAUCUCAAGAUGGGAGAUGAUGUCAGGAAUUUGCACUGAGAAAAUAAAGCACAGAAAAACGAGCUCGGUGUUAUCAGUCCACAAAUCGAUGCUCACAAACAAUUAAAAAAUGCUGUUUAAUAAGCACUUCCGUUAACUUGUUUCUAUUUGUUGCACAGCUUACGCAUCAGAACACAGCAAAUGUUAGAAGAAAAAAAAACCAGCAUGCAAUAACUUUCCACCCACUUCACAUCUGUAGCUCAGCAUCAUUUCUCGAGCUCAAAAAGCUGUUUCUCUGGUUUUUGCCAUUCUCAGUGAAAUCCUGUUUGCAGUGGACUUCCUGUGCCUAUUUAUGCAUGCACCUUUGUUGUAUCGAUAUAUGCAAGUAAGACCUGUUCUGGGGCAAAGAAAUGCUUAGUACCAACUUUGGCUCCACAAACAUACUGUGUACCGACGCCGCUACACUGCUGCUGUUGUUAAAAAGCAAUAGUCCAACAUCCACGUGUGCUCACAUUUAGUUUUGUAUUUGAUGUGCAACAAGUGGAAAAUACUGUAAAUGUCUUAUGUGUCGCCCCUCAAAAUAAAAAAAUCAUCUUAUUGUUAUAUUAUUUUCAAAUAAACUUAAUUUAUAACAA